AUGGCCGACGACCCGCCUGAGCCCAGCUCCUCCGCACGAUCCUUCCCUGUGCAACCAAAGCAAUCUUCAGCGCUGCGUCACCGUCUGCAGCGCACCCAUAGCACUCCAUGGGACCCCUCCGCCUCAUCCUCGUCCAUUGCUCCGCCGCCGCCCGUUUUGCGCCGCCGUAGCUCCAUGCUCUCCGAUUUUUCCUCGAUCCGUUCCUCCACAGACAACCUGCUGAAUCCCGGUUCGCGCGACGCAGACAAGCUAGAACAAGAUGAGCCCUCUCUCUGGCACUCGCUGCCACUGGUCUUCGCCAUUCUGCCCGCUGUGAGCGGUAUCUUUUUCACAAAUGGCAGCGCCGUCGUCACCGACAUCCUGCUGCUUGGCCUGGCAUCCCUCCUGCUCAACUGGUGUGUGCGCAUGCCAUGGGAUUGGUAUUGCGCCGCCCAAAUGCCUGCGCCAUAUGCCGAAGCUGCUGGGAUACGCCUGUCUGACACUAUACCUGAGGAAGAUUCUGAAGAUGACGAGGCCAUCGAGGAUGCGCCCACGGCCGACACAAAAACUGCCUCGGAGCAUAGCGACACUGCUGCCGACAUGCCCGCCCCGGAACGCUCGCCGCAAUAUAUCGCUGCCGUGAAGGAACUGCAGUCAGAUCAGCUGUACGCCCUGGCUGCAUGCUUCUUGGGCCCAGUUGUCGGUGCAUACCUCCUCCAUGCCAUUCGCGCAUCGCUUUCGCGUCCCUCCGAAGGACUUGUUUCGAACUACAAUCUCACUAUAUUUUUGCUGGCUGCCGAGGUUCGCCCUGCAUCCCAUCUGUUGCGCAUGCUCCGCGCCCGGACAGUGUACCUGCAGCGCAUCGUCCGCGAGCAAGCCGAACCUGAUUUAAAAUCCGAGGAGCCCGCCGUGUCCGACUUAGGGAGGCGCCUCAGCGAACUCGAGUCGCACAUGGCCGACGUUGCCUCAGCCAAUGCCGUGUCAGCCAAAGAGAAAGGGAAGUCUGCCGGCUCUGCCGCACCCACCGAAGUUGCGAACAUCGUCCGCCAGAGCUUCCAGCCUCAAUUGGAUGCUCUGAACCGCGCCGUACGCCGCUAUGAGAAGCGCGCCACUACCCAAACUAUGGCGACAGAGGCCCGCCUGCAGGAUCUUGAAUCACGCCUUAAAGAUGCCCUCGCCCUUGCAGCUGCAGCCGCACGAAGCGGGCAGCAGAAAAAGCCCGGCGUUGUUUCGAUUUUGUUUGAUUGGUUGAGUACAUUGCUCAUGAUUCCUUUGCAAGCGUUGUGGGCGCUCAUGGUAUACCCGUUCCAAAUGUUGUCGAGCAUUGCCGUGAGCAUCAAAAGGUUUCUGUUUGGCUAUACCAAGAAGGUUGACAAAAAGGGCAAAGGAAAGGCCAAAAGCGCGUCGGACAGGGGACAUGGGAGCUUAAAUGGAUAUAGAGCACAAGCGGGGCCGAGCGGGACGAGGUGA
Molecule: messenger RNA, 1449 nt
Organism: Lasiodiplodia theobromae
Lineage: Eukaryota; Fungi; Ascomycota; Dothideomycetes; Botryosphaeriales; Botryosphaeriaceae
Exons: 2
Coding region: 1-1449 (482 amino acids)
Source: RefSeq, a predicted model, not a curated record